Molecule: messenger RNA, 240 nt
Organism: Colletotrichum destructivum
Lineage: Eukaryota; Fungi; Ascomycota; Sordariomycetes; Glomerellales; Glomerellaceae
Exons: 2
Coding region: 1-240 (79 amino acids)
Source: RefSeq, a predicted model, not a curated record
AUGUUCAGCUUUGUCUGGGUUGCGACUCGAUCCCGUGUUUAUGACCCGAAGAUUGUGUCGUCCAGGGAGGGCUCCGAGUUCCUGGCGUCGGAGCUGUCGAUACUUGCGGCAUCGCAGCAGGAUGUGCGAUACCGUUUGUCGUCCUUCCCGGCACGGGCAGUUGGCGCUGGUGAUGCCUGGCACUCUUCGGUUGAAGAGGAAAUCCUGGAGUCCGAUCUUUUCCGUGCGCAUCUGGACUAG